Bombyx mandarina (wild silkworm) is the source of this 1712-nucleotide messenger RNA. RefSeq names its product derlin 1 (gene Der-1). NCBI's taxonomy places the organism in Eukaryota, Metazoa, Arthropoda, Insecta, Lepidoptera, Bombycidae. The record is from RefSeq and is a predicted model, not a curated record.
CAGUGACUUGAAUUUUCUACACAAAUUCGCUUUGUACACGUGUACUUCAUAUUAUUGUUUAAUAUUUCGUCAUCGGUGUUUACUAGGAACAUAGUGAUCAUACAAUUUUUAUGAAGAAAUAAGAAAAUAAACGAAAAUAGCGAAAAACCGAUAUUUAUGACAUUGUACUGUGUAAUAAUAAAUCAGUUUGUGCCAACGAAAUAAUCAGAAAAUCUUGGAAAAUGUCGGAAUUCCGAGAUUGGUACAAUGGUGUACCGUUUUUCACCAGAUAUUGGAUGACUUUUACUAUUGUAUUGAGUUUGUUUGGUAAAUUUGGGCUUGUAAGCCCUUAUUAUUUUAUACUGGAUUUCUAUUAUUUCUUCAAUCAAUUUCAGAUAUGGCGUCCAUUAACAGCUUUGUUUUACUAUCCAAUAAAUCCAGGCACAGGAUUUCACUUCCUGAUAAACUGCUACUUUUUGUACAACUACUCUCAAAGACUUGAGACCGGCAUGUUUGCAGGGAAGCCAGCUGACUAUUUCUACAUGCUUUUGUUUAAUUGGGUGUGCUGUGUUAUCAUUGGAUUACUUGUCAAAUUGCCAGUAUUAAUGGACCCGAUGGUACUCUCGGUAUUAUAUGUAUGGUGUCAGCUUAAUAAAGAUGUAAUUGUAUCAUUUUGGUUUGGCACAAGAUUUAAGGCUAUGUAUUUACCUUGGGUACUACUCGCUUUCAACCUUGUCAUCAGUGGAGGUGGGAUAAUGGAGCUCCUAGGCAUUCUAAUUGGUCACUUAGCAUUCUUCCUUUUGUUCAAAUACCCUCAAGAGUUUGGUGGCCCUGCAUUACUCACACCACCAGCAUUCUUGAAACAACUAUUCCCGGACACUAGGUACGUGGGUGGUUUUGGUACAGCGCCACAAGCGAGAGUACCCACUCGCCCAGGCAACACCGUUUUCGGGGGACAUAACUGGGGCAGAGGGCAAACUCUCGGAGGAAACUGAACUGAAAGCUAGUGAAUAUAGUUAUAGUUUUCAUUGUUAUUAAAUUUAAGUUUUUAGUGUCUGUGGUUUUUUCUUCUUUUUUUUCUAAGAUUGGAUCCACAUAUUUGAAAUAACCAACACAUCAUGUUUUUAUUGGGUAUCUAAACUUUCCUAAAUAUUUUUUUUCCGAUUAAUAUGAUUAAUAAAACGUUUUUGGCGUAAAUUAUAAAUAGCAUAAAGUAUAUCAGCGAAAGUGAUUUAAUGGAAAAAAGUAUUUAUGAGAUGAAACGGUUUCUAAAAAUUCUUCAACAAAAACACCUUAUCAAAGCAACUUUCUGGCGGAUUAGAUGCGUUUUAUUAACUAUUUUUUAUAAUCUACUAGUGUUAAAAUAAGACCAUAUUCUUAAAUGAGACAUGUUUGUAAUUUCGUGAUCAUGUAAAGAGAAUAGCAAUGUCGACGUAAGACUAAUAUUAGAUUAAAAGUUCUGUAUAAUAAAUUCAGUUAUCAAUAUUUUCCUAAUGCUUUUUUACAGUUAAAUAUACUAAUUUAUAACUGGCAGGCUGCAAACAAAAAAAAAUUGUAAAUUUUCCUGUUUAAAUGAGUUUUAUGUCUGUGUGUAUUUAAUCAAAUUAUUGACUUUUGGUGUGAAUGUAACGCGUAUGAUUUUUUUCCCUGUAAUUUAUAGAUACUGGAGUACGUUUUGAAGUUAUUCUGUUGUAAAUGACUGCUAUAAUUUAAUAAAAUUACUUACAUUUUAA